CAAGCUCUUUGGGGUGGAAAUCAUAAGCUUAUUGCACUUGAGCCUUGUGCUGUGUGUGGAGUCUAUGCCUGGCAGAUGCUAAACAAUGAUUUUUUUUAAAAAAAAAGCCCACCUGGAGUAGGCAGCCUGUGAUCUUCUCUGAAGUGAAACUUGAUGCUUUUCAGCAAAGACACACCUCUUUCAGGGUGUUGUGCAAAUUUCUCUAUUUUAAACGUAGGGACAGGAAAUAUGAAAUGGGACAGCCAGGAUCCAAAGAUCACGUAGGCCAAAGUUUAUCAACUCUUGACAAACAGUAAAUUAGAGGCUUGUGAUGGAGCUGUUACCACGAGUACCCUGAAUUGUCAGAAAGUUGGACAUUUGGGCAAGUUGCUGCCUCUAUGCUACCAGGUUUUUGCAGCAUAGGCAUUGCUCCCUCUGUCUGGAACAGCUCUGCAGGGCUUUUUUUCCUCCUCCUUUUUGCUUCUCAUGCUUGAUUAUUUCCUGACUCUGCAGUGGGAUGGGUCUGCUGCAAAAGAUUCUGGUUCUUUUUGUAGGACUGAUCUUGGCCUUCUGUUUUUAUUCGGGAAAUGAAGACUUUAAACCGGAAAUGCUGAAAGGGAAGCGUGUGGUUGUUACUGGGGCAAGCACUGGAAUCGGUGAGCAGAUGGCAUACCACCUGGCACGCAUGGGUUCCCACAUACUGAUCACUGCACGAACAGAAGCCAAGCUCCAGAAAGUGGUUGCUCGGUGCUUGGAGCUGGGUGCAGCAUCUGCCAGCUACAUAAAUGGCAGCAUGGAAGACAUGGCAUUCGCUCAGUCUGUGGUGAAGAAAGCAGAGGAAUUGUGGGGAGGUCUAGAUAUGCUUAUUCUGAAUCAUGUUAGCCCUUCCGGCUUAAGCUAUUUCAAUAGUGAUGUUGUGUAUAUGCAAAAGGUCCUGCAUAUCAAUUUCUUAAGCUAUGUGACCAUGACAGCUGCAGCUCUUCCCAUGCUUAAGAACAGCGGAGGAAGCAUCGUAGUGGUUUCAUCCUUGGCAGGCAAAGUUGCAUUCCCAUUCAUUGUUUACUAUUCUGCAACAAAAUUUGCCCUGGAUGGGUUUUUCAGCUCCUUGCGGCAAGAAUUUGUAAUGCAGAACACCAACGUUUCCAUCACACUCUGUAUCCUUGGACUCAUCGAUACAGAAACGGCCAUGAAAGCAGUUUCUGGAGUGGUCCAGAGCUCUGCAGCACCAAAGGAGGAAUGUGCACUGGAAAUCAUUAAGGGAGGAGCCCUACGCCAAAGGGAGAUUUAUUAUGAAUAUUUAUCUACAAGAAUCCCUUUAUUGAUCCGGGACUGGGCUCCAAAUCUCCUGGAUUAUAUCAUUCAGAGGAAUUACAACGUGGAAAAACUGAAAGAUUAACUGCUCUUUAGCUUUUCUUAUUUUAUAUAUUAGCCACAUUCGAGUCCCUGUCAGGGAAAAAGGCGGGGUAUAAAUAAAUAUAAUAGCACCUAGAACUUAAGAGCACUGAGAACUUGGAAAUAAAGCUCUGCCCAAAUUUCAGAUUUGGCACCCACAGACAAAAAUCAAAUGUGAAAAUUUGAAGUCUUCGGGGUUCAUUUUUGACAGAGCUAGUUUUGCUUAUAAAAAGGUAAAGUUAUAGGUCUGUAUCCAAAGAUGUCACUCAACUGACUGUGAGUCUUCCAUUGACAGAGGAGGGAAGGGAGGGCAUUUUAUGACAGCACCCCCUCCCAAUCUGCUGUGAGACCCUUCAGAGUAGAUUUAGGGAGGCAUGGGGAUUAAAAGAAGGAAAUUGAUUUCCUUACUAUAUUAUUUAUGGAAGCCUUGUUGUCAGUUGAGGAACAACGAUUGAUACAUCCCACGAAGUUUUGCACUUAAAAAAAAUAAACCAACAAAGAAACACUGAACUACCUAAAUCUAUAUCUGAAAAUGAUGUAAAAAAAAAUGUGUCAGGGAAAUAUAAAGUUGAUUUCUUGCAAAAAAAAUUGUCUCCAAAAUUUUAGCUCUAGCUGCCCAGAAUGGGUACAAGGAGACGUAAAAUUAAAGCUAUAUGUAAACAUGUCUUUAUACUGCUUUCCCUCC
Molecule: messenger RNA, 2056 nt
Organism: Lacerta agilis (Sand lizard)
Lineage: Eukaryota; Metazoa; Chordata; Lepidosauria; Squamata; Lacertidae
Gene: HSD11B1
Product: hydroxysteroid 11-beta dehydrogenase 1
Exons: 6
Coding region: 497-1375 (292 amino acids)
Biological process (GO): steroid catabolic process
Cellular component (GO): intracellular membrane-bounded organelle; endoplasmic reticulum membrane
Molecular function (GO): 11-beta-hydroxysteroid dehydrogenase (NADP+) activity; steroid binding
Source: RefSeq, a predicted model, not a curated record